Caenorhabditis sp. 36 PRJEB53466 is the source of this 506-nucleotide messenger RNA. The record is from the annotation of a GenBank genome assembly. NCBI's taxonomy places the organism in Eukaryota, Metazoa, Nematoda, Chromadorea, Rhabditida, Rhabditidae.
AUGCAAUACUUUCUGCUCGUCGCUUCGGCCCUUCUCGCCCUCGUCUUCUGUCGUGGCGUUCCCCUUCGACCGACCGUCGACGACAGAAUCGGACCCAACUGUCAUAUGUGCGAGGUAGUAUUCACGUCCAUUUCUGAUCUGUAAAAGUAUUUUUCAGGUUAUUCUGAACAAUGUUCGCUACGAAUACCGCAACAACUUUACCGAUGUGACUGUCGACCAGCUGCGGCAAUCCCUUUACGUGUGAGUCUUCUUCUCUAUUUUGACCAGCUCACUCUCCGGAAAUACAACAUCAGCCCCGUUCUUAUCAGAGAGUUCCGGCUCUUUCCCUCUUCUCACACACGCACACAAACACUAAUUAUCGUUUCAGACAGUGCGACUUGAACCUGAACGGGUUCACAGAUCAAGAGUGUCAUAAGAUAGUCGACCAGGACUCUGCGGAUAUUCUUCAGCAACUGCAGGACGGCACCUCUUCCUAUCGGAUCUGCCAGAAAGAGCAACUUUGCUGA